Zerene cesonia (dogface butterfly) is the source of this 1967-nucleotide messenger RNA. Its product is annotated as zinc finger protein 782-like. Gene Ontology annotation, molecular function: zinc ion binding. The record is from RefSeq and is a predicted model, not a curated record. The transcript is spliced from 6 exons. Gene Ontology annotation, cellular component: nucleus. Lineage: Eukaryota; Metazoa; Arthropoda; Insecta; Lepidoptera; Pieridae. Bases 75 to 1325 code for a protein of 416 amino acids.
UCUUAUUUAGAAUAUAAAAUAUGGAAUUAACAGUCUUAUUUUGUGUAUGGUACCCAUUAUCACAGUGAUAUAAAAUGACUGAAAGUGAGAACGUUUGUCGAGCAUGUCUAGAAUCUGUAGGACCAUAUUAUUAUGUCCUAUUCGAAAAUGUCUCUGCAUAUAUGUUUUGGUUCUGUACACAAAUUCAGAUUGCCGAACAUGAAUCAUUGCCAAAAGCGCUGUGUACGAAAUGUUAUGAAUUAUUAUCUAAGUUUGCAGCGUUUAAACAAAAGUGCAUUGACUCCCAGAAUUCUUUGCUCAAUGUCAAAAAUGUUAAGUCAGAAGCUGAUUGUACUGGAACACCAAAAGACACUAUAAAUGAGCAGACAAACCUUGAAGAACACAUAAUUUUCAAGAAAGAAAAUCAAUUUGAUGAGAAGCUGAAAAACGACACAUUCAAAUAUGAAUAUGAAAACUUUGCAAGUGAUGAUGAUGAUGAACAAUUAGAUGUAAAUAUUUGCAAACAGCAAAAUAAUGAUAGAUUGAAGAUACCUGAGAAAAUAUAUACAUAUCAUUGUGAACUAUGUGAUAAAAGAUUCAUCAGAAACAAGAGGUAUGAAAAUCAUAAAAGGACACAUGAAAGUGAAGGCUUAUCAUGCAUGUCAUGUGACAAGACGUUUAAAACAAAGCGAGGGUUGAGAGAGCACCAAAAGAAUGUUCAUUCACCAUGGAGUUUCAAUGAAACAAAAUGCAGGUUGUGCGGCAAAGUGUUUAAGAGUAGGAACUCAUUGAAGCAACAUGAAAUAAGGCAUGGCGAAAGGAAGCUGUAUAUAUGUGAUGUUUGUGGAAAAAAGUGUUUGUCCAAAUCUUAUUUAAAGAUCCAUCUCGAGACGCACAACGAGAAGAAAGAGCGCAACUACGGCUGUGAUAUAUGCAACAAGAAGUUCUUUUCGAAGAUGUACUUAAAUACCCAUAUCCACCGAGCUCACACAGGACGCCAGUACACAUGCCAGCUGUGCAACAUCACAUACAAAUACAAAGACAACUUAGUGAAACACCUCCUCACACACGAGGGCAAGAAGUUGUUCAAGUGUGAUUAUUGCAACAAGUCGUUUUCAACCCGCAAAUACUGUGUCGAACAUCAGCGUGCGCAUUCCGGUGAACGGCCUUUCAGUUGUCUGUACUGUCCGAAAAAGUUCAUGAACAAGAGGCAUCUGAGUGAUCACCACAAGAUACACACUGGGGAGAGGAAACAUAAGUGCGCUGUUUGCGAGCAAAGCUUUACACAGAGAGGGACUAUGAUGCGACACAUGAAAAUUCAUAAUAAAGCCCCUUUGGCUUGUUGACAAACUACAAACAUGGAGGGUAUAUAUAUAUGCUAUUAUUAUAUUCAAAUUCAAAUUAUAUUUAUUUGCAAGAAUGUAGUUACAAAUUAUAGAUCUUAUUACAAUAUUCUGCGGCUAAUACAUUCUACCCAAAGUUUGGGUGUGCAAAUAAUAUAUAUUUACUACAAUAAAAAAUGCUUUUGUUAAAAUAAAACAAAGUUGUAUAUAAUAUUAAUUUAUUAUCACUAAUGGACAUUUAAUACUCAACGCAUUAUCAAAUUUAGUUUGUUUUUCCCAAAAAUAUUUACUUCCUGUAAUUAUCUAUUGUUAAAAGAUUUAAAUACAUAAUAUUUUUAUUUACAGACGAAUAUAAUAAACUAUAGUAUUUUUAUAAUUAAAUAAAAUCGAUAUUUAUAACAAUGUACAAAUUCACAUGUUUUAUGUACUUCCACACAGUUCCCACAGUUUAUGUAUUAAGCAUGUAUUUACAAUAUUUACAUAAUUAUUAUUAAUAACUGGCUUAAUGAAAUAUUACACAUUUAUAUCACAAAAAAUAUUAAAAAGUAAGAACCAUUAGAUAAUAACUAUAAGACUAAACAUCACAAAUACUGGAACAAGAUCUUAUAUGAUAAGAUAUUAUGUGAAUAAAAUUUUGUCAUCCUG